Molecule: messenger RNA, 1736 nt
Organism: Podospora pseudopauciseta
Lineage: Eukaryota; Fungi; Ascomycota; Sordariomycetes; Sordariales; Podosporaceae
Biological process (GO): lactate catabolic process
Cellular component (GO): mitochondrion
Molecular function (GO): D-lactate dehydrogenase (cytochrome) activity; D-lactate dehydrogenase (NAD+) activity; FAD binding
Source: RefSeq, a predicted model, not a curated record
CUCAGAUCAACAAACUGUGCUGUGGUUAUGCAGACGAGCCAAAUAUCAAGUACAAAAGAAAUGGUCGCGAUACCGCGGAAAUCUUCGCUCAUGUCGUUCCGGAAUCUGUCUUACUCAUUUUCCCCUCCACCGCCGCCAUGCCGCCAACAAUUUCUUUGACGCCUGCCACGCUGAAAGCCUUUUUUGAUGAAGUUGCCCUUCUUAUCGGUGAGGACAAUGUCUCACGAGAUCACUCAAGUGGUGCCUUGACAGGAGCUCUGGCGCAAACCACAUACGGCAAUGCAUUCUCAAAAGCCGACACAAAUCUUCUAGCGGGUGCUGUGCGACCCGAAACCGUCCAGGAAGUUCAGGAAAUUAUCAAGCUCGCCAACAAGCACCAGGUCUAUCUUUGGACAAGGCAAGAACCUUGGCUACGGUGGUACUGGACCCGUCGUCAAAGGGACCGUGGUGCUGGACGUGCACCGCAUGACCCAGAUAUCGAAAUCAAUGAGGAGUAUGGCUAUGCCAUCUUGGAGCCUGGAGUAUUAUUUCUCGACCUCUAUGAAGAGAUCCAGAGGAGGGGACUGAAGCUUUGGCCUUCGGUUCCUGCGAUCGGCUGGGGCUCCGUCGUGGGCAACACCCUCGACCGAGGAUUUGGCUACACGCCCAAUGGUGAGCAUUCACAGUCUCAGUGCGGCAUGGAGGUUGUGUUGCCAGAUGGGACUCUCCUUCGCACUGGCUCUGGAGCGAUGUCCGAUAACGCCACGUGGGCGCUGUACAAAAGCGGCUUCGGCCCCAGUCUCGACGGCUUGUUCUAUCAGUCAAACCUCGGAAUUGUCACCAAGAUCGGAAUGCACAUCACCCCUGCCCCCGAAGCCUACGCCACUGUCGAAGUCGAUGUACCGCUCGAGUCAGACCUCAUCCCCUUGGUCGGCACCCUCUCUGAUCUCAUGCGCCGCUCCAUCAUUCUCAACAGUCCCUCCAUAGCCAACAUCUUCCGCAUCGCCCUCACCUCUGAGAAGCCCGAAGUCCUCAGUCAGAUUGGUCCCUACAUGAAGGCAGACUCGUGCGUGCCCUACGACCUCCUCGAGAGGAUUCGGGUUGAGGAGAGGUGGGGUUUCUGGCGGGCGUAUUUCUCGCUCUACGGCUCAGUGGAAAUGCUUUCCGCGCUCAAAGCAACAAGCGUGCCUUCAGACAAAGCCGUCCCCGGUGUGCAGUUCAAAUAUCGCGAAUGGGCCGGAUUGCCUGGUGCUGCCCUCUUGGCCGCGGAGGAUAUCAAGACCGAGGUGGUUCCUCACAGCGGUAUCCCAACCGUGGAACCUUUGGGGAUUGUUGACUUGAGAGGUGAACGGGGCGGUGGGCAUAUCUGCUUCAGCCCGGUGAUACCGCCUUCGGGCAGGGAGCUGUACGAUUGGUACCUCGCGGCCAAGAAGAGGACCGCGGACGCCAAGUUUGACUUCUUUGCCGACUUUCAUGUCUACCCUCGAUAUGUCAUUGCUAUUGAUCUGGUAAUUUACACAAUGGGUGAGGAGCAGAGGCUGCAUGAGCUGUACAAACAGUUGCUGCACGAUGCGGGAGAGCAGAGGUUCAUGGAGUAUAGAACUCAAGUGGGGUAUAUGGACACAGUCGCCUCGAAGCUCGAUUUCAAUGACUUCGCUUUUGGGAAGUUUGUCCAGACACUCAAGGAUACGUUUGAUCCAAACGGAGUACUUUCGCCGGGAAAGUCAGGAGUCUGGGUGACGGGACGGAAUAUGUAG